Messenger RNA from Gaeumannomyces tritici R3-111a-1, 3800 nucleotides. RefSeq names its product pheromone processing endoprotease KexB. The record is from RefSeq and is a predicted model, not a curated record. Bases 724 to 3297 code for a protein of 857 amino acids. Gene Ontology annotation, biological process: protein processing. Lineage: Eukaryota; Fungi; Ascomycota; Sordariomycetes; Magnaporthales; Magnaporthaceae. Gene Ontology annotation, molecular function: serine-type endopeptidase activity. The transcript has 2 exons. Gene Ontology annotation, cellular component: Golgi membrane; trans-Golgi network.
UGCGAAAAGUUGUUUUUGCGAGAGUGACGACUCUCCAACGCAAUUCCGAGAAGAAAACGGGAUUUCAUCUGCUCCUGGCGUGCAAAUCAGCGUGUCAGACGGGUGCUUAUUUUCUCAUGUACAAGGCGCCGGCAGGGAUUAGACCUGACGAGGCGGCAAGGACACCUCUCCACACACGCACUAGUCUGGAGCCAGUCUGGAGCCCCUCUGGCACUGCCUCCGUGUCCGUUCCGUCUGGCCUUCCAAACCGCUGAAACAGGACCGCAGAGAGUCCCUGCGCCAGGCACGACGGACAGGUACCGGUGCUAUUUCCGUGCCCCAUUGCGGCUUCUUUUGUCUUUCUGGCCUCUCCAACUCUUCUAGACCAAAACGCCCGCUUGUCCUGUCUUGAUUUUUCUUCCUUUCUGCCUUUUGCCUUUUCUUAUUGUGGCUUCUCUAUUCACCUACCAGUCGGGCCCGUGGUUUGUUCUCUUCAGCUUCCAUCUCCCGCCAGCUCCAGCUCCUAGAUUCGCCCUCCCCGGCUCACCCUCCUCGACCCAUCUCACAAAGCACCCGCGGCUUGGUUCCGGCGCGCCUGCCCCGUUCGUCUUCUGCCGGUGCCGCUCGUCCUCUGAUGCUGUCGAGCCGCUAGGCACCUACCCAAACUCUCUACCUCUACUUGUCGCCCUCCCCCGAUAGCGAUCCGCGGCCCGAGGCCACGUCGCAAACCAGCCCCCUUUCACCAUGAAGUUCGCCCACGGCGCUGCCCUCCUGGGCGUCGCGGCGCUUGCUUCUGCCUCGACCCCAUCGAGUCUUGCACCACGGAAUUACGACGCCAACGACUACUACGUUCUCCACGUCGCCCGUGAUACCUCGCCCAAGGCCGUCGCCAGGGAGCUCGGCCUGAACCACGAGGGCCAGCUCGGAGAGCUCAACGACCAUCACAUCUUCUCGGGCACCAAGACACCCCAUGAUAUAGUAAAGAGGGAGGUGCGGGUCCAGCGCCUCAGGAAACGGGGCGAGUCGGUCCUCGAUGGCGUCCUUUUCUCCGAGAAGCAGGCCCUGCGCAAGCCCUGGGAGAAGCGUCUGCCGCUUGGCCCAAGAUUUGGACCGCACCCACCAAGAGACGAUAGCAAGCCCGACCCGGCAGUUGUGGCCAAGCAAAAAUCCGUCGCCAACGCGCUGAGCAUCUUCGAUCCCAUAUUCCACGAACAGUGGCACUUGCUCAACCCUCUACAGGUUGGUCAUGAUGUCAACGUCACCGACGUGUGGCUGCAGGGCAUCACGGGCAAGAACAGCAUCGUGUCCAUCGUCGACGACGGCCUCGACAUGGACAGCAACGACCUGAAGGACAACUACUACGCCAAGGGCUCCUACGACUUCAACGACAAGCACCCCGACCCGAAGCCCAGGCUGUCUGAUGACAGACAUGGUACCCGUUGCGCCGGCGAGGUUGCCGCCGUCCGCAACGACGUGUGCGGCGUCGGUGUCGCCUACGAUGCCAAGGUCUCGGGCAUCCGCAUUCUCAGCAAGCUCAUCAGUGACGCUGACGAGGCCGUUGCCCUAAACUUUGACUUCCACAACAACCACAUCUACUCGUGCUCCUGGGGCCCGCCCGAUGAUGGCGUCAGCAUGGACGCCCCCGGCAUCCUGAUUCGCCGUGCUAUGCUCAACGCCAUCCAGAACGGCCGUAACGGAAAGGGAUCCGUUUACGUCUUCGCCAGUGGCAACGGCGCCAUGUCUGGUGACAACUGCAACUUUGACGGCUACACCAACAGUAUCUACAGCAUCACUGUUGGUGCCAUUGACAGGACCGGCACCCACCCGUACUACUCCGAGUCGUGCUCCGCCAACCUUGUUGUCACAUACUCAAGCGGCUCUGGAGACGCCAUUCACACUACCGACGUGGGCGCAGCCAAGUGUUACAACCAGCACGGUGGUACCUCGGCAGCCGCUCCGCUAGCGGCCGGUAUUUUCGCCCUUGUCCUCCAGGUCCGAAACGAUCUCACCUGGAGAGAUAUGCAGUACCUCGCCCUCCUGAGCGCUGUUCCCGUCAACCUGGACUCGGGCGACUGGCAGGACACUCCCAUCGGUAAAAAGUUCAGUCACAUGUAUGGCUACGGCAAGGUGGACAGCUGGGGUGUUGUCGAGCUCGCCAAGACAUGGAAGCUUGUCAAGCCGCAGGCCUGGUACUUCUCGCCCUGGAUCCACGUCAAGCAGGCCAUCCCGCAGGGCGACAAGGGCCUGGCGGUCAAGUUUGAAGUCACAAAGGAAAUGCUCGACAAGGCCAACCUCGAGAGGCUAGAGCAUAUCACCGUCACCAUGAACGUGGAGCAUACGCGCCGAGGCGACUUGAACGUUGACCUCAUCAGCCCUAGCAAGGUCGUCAGCCACCUCUCGGUCACUCGUGACCGGGACAACACCAGGGCCGGCUACAAGGACUGGACCUUCAUGAGCGUUGCCCACUGGGGCGAGUCCGGAGUUGGAACCUGGACCAUCGUCAUCAAGGACAGCAAGGUCAACGAGCACGAGGGCAACUUCACCGACUGGCACCUGAAGCUCUGGGGUGAGGCCAAGGAUGCCUCCAAGGCAAUCCAGCUGCCCAUGCCCCAGCAGAACGACGAUGAGGACCACGACAAGCCCGAGAUCACCACUCUUCCCGCCCACACCACCACUCUGCCGGCGGACGUUCCCCCCACCAAGGCCCCCGCAGUCCCGACCGAGUCCAUGCCCGACCGCCCCGUCAAGAGCAAGUCGUUCUCGACGCACGCCAGCGCCAGCGACCCGACAGGAGCGCCAGGGCCCAACACGACCGAGACACCUGCCGCCCAGAGCAGCAGCUCCUGGCUGCCGUCCUUCCUGCCCACCUUUGGCGUGUCGUCGAGGACGCAGGCCUGGAUCUACGGCGCCGUCGGUCUCAUCGUUGCCUUCUGCUGCGGCCUGGGCGUCUACCUCUUCGUCGCCCGCCGUCGCCGCCUCCGGAACAGCCCGCGCGAUAACUACGAGUUUGAGCUCCUCAACGAGCAGGAGGCCGAGAACCUCAACGGCGGCGAGAAGGGCUUCGCGGCCGGCAAGAAGGGCCGCAAGACGCGCGGCGGUGAGCUGUACGACGCCUUUGCCGGCGGCAGCGAGGACGAGGAGGACUUUGUCGAGGGGCAGUACCGGGACCGCGACGACAGCGGCCCGGCCAGCGGCCAGGCCAAGGGGAAGCGCAACGCCGACUCCGCCGUGGAUGAUGACCUCCAUCACGUGAUUGGCGAUGAGUCGGACUCGGAGUCUGAGUCGGACGAGAAGGCGGCCUCCAAGGCCCGCAGGUGAAUGGACUUGGGCAGAGGCGGUGGCCGAGAGGCGUCUUGAGUGAUAUUUUUCCCUUUGCUAAUCUACUACAUAAAAGCAAACCAUGUGAUCUGGACCUUGAAUGCAGCUCGCAUGUCGUGGAGACGACUUGGCCGCUGCUGCGACGUCACCAUCACCCACUCUCACUCUCACCCGCAUAUGUUCAUGAACCCACCCUGAUAUAAUUCACGUGUACUCUCCUCCUCCCACAUCUUGUACCGCUUGGUCGUGUCUACUUCUUUCCUUUUAUCAUCAUCCCGCUAGACAGCAUCGACAUCAUGUUUGCAUCUGAUAGUGCAUCCUGGGCGGAUGGGUGGCUCUUUUUAUUUUAUUCUUCAUACUCGACUGGGGGCGUUUGGGAGGAUUUGUUGUCAUGUACUUACGAGGUUCUUUUCUUUGGAGUUUAGAUACGAGAGAGAAAAACGAAGCUAUUUCUAUUGCCUUGCUGUGCCUAUUGGACCACUCCCACAAAACGGUAGUCUUAC